Daphnia carinata is the source of this 1342-nucleotide messenger RNA. RefSeq lists its product as uncharacterized. NCBI's taxonomy places the organism in Eukaryota, Metazoa, Arthropoda, Branchiopoda, Diplostraca, Daphniidae. Bases 44 to 1186 code for a protein of 380 amino acids. The transcript has 2 exons. The record is from RefSeq and is a predicted model, not a curated record.
AUUUUAUUACCUCUGUUUUAUUUCGCCAGCCAGUUCGUUCGACAUGCGUCGUCAUUUUUACACGAUGCUAUUAGGAGCCUUUGUGCUCGUAUCGGCUUUCGCGGAGGCUGAUUCCUUCAAUUCCAGUGGAGGUGAGGCAGAGACAAUGAUUGAAGAGGAAACUCAAACUCUUGUCGCUGGAGAAGGAACUCAAUCGGAAGCAACUGAAGAUCCAACCGCAUUUUUUGGGGGGGAGAGUGCUGGCAGGAGUAGCGCUGGAACAGGAGAAGGGACGUUUUUGGCCAGUGAUGAACCGAGUCCAACUGAAACUGAUGGGCAAGUUGAUACGAAUAUUCCUGCCGAAGAAACUCAACCCAGUGUAGGAGAGGAUUCUGUAAUUGAGACUGACCCACCUGCAUUAGAAAUUCAACCCAAGACGGACGUAGAUCAAGAGCCAACCGUCAGCCUAUCUCCCGAAGACGUUGGCUUCUUUGCAAUGAUCAGAUCGCUCUUCAGUGUUUUUGCUGAAUCGGUUAGUCCCAGCCCAGUGGAAGUUAACAGUCAACCACCAAGAACAGUCGGCAGGUAUUUUGUUUCUCAUGAUUCUGACGAAGGUAGCUUCGAAGAUGACAACCCUGACGAAAUGCCUCCACUGAUGCCUGUCCGGCUCGCCCGAAUCAAGCAGUUCGUUCGAGCCAACGCGGCCACUGGUCGUGUCAGAACGAGUUCUGACGAACAAGAAGACCAUCCCUUUGUAAUCGAAGCUACCAGGCAACAUGUCUUAGGAAGAAGCCCAACAACUGCACCGUCCAGCAGAAGUGGUCGUGUCAUCACCUAUUCUGAUGAACAUGAUGAUCAUUCUUAUGAACAAGACGUGUCUUUGGAAGUGGACGUUAGUUUACUGCCAGAGAUACGACGCUUUUUAGAACCAAACAUCGGCCAUGGAGAAUUAAUAAGCCAUUACGAAGAGUCUGAUGGCAGGGGAACGCGAGAAAUCUUAGGAAAUCCCAUGUUCCAACAAAAGGUGCAGGAAAUCGACAGUCGUUUGAAAAGGGCGUCUGGGGCGAACGGCCAGCGUCUAAUGGAGAAAUACGCUGAGGCUCUUGCAGUUUACUCGACUUCAUCCCUAAAUAUGGCGAGCACCUCUGCCACGGUUUCCUGUUUUCUUCCUUUCUUUAUCACCUGUCUUUUGGCUCGCAUUUCGUAGGUUGGGCGACAGUAGUUGUACAUUGCGUUCCAAGUUGGAAUGAAUCAUUUUCUCUCCCCGCCCAUUUGUUUUCUCUCUACACUAGUAUGAUCGUAAUAUUAAUAGUAUGCUGAAAUACAGGUCAACACAGCAAUAACUCCUCUUAGCUCCACAUUU